GCGUGUGUAGUCCGGAGAAAUAAACACCGACAACUGAUCGCAUUGGUGUGAGAUAUAUGUACCACCGUGGUUUGUAUCACCGUUGUUUGUGGAAAUGUCUAGGUAUCACCUCAGCACGGAAAAAGUUGUCAAGCUGAAUGUUGGAGGGACCUUUUAUAGCUCGACCAAGGAAACCUUGACCAAGGUUCACGGAAGCUACAUCUGGCGGAUAUUCACAGGCGAUGCCCCCUGUCCGAGGGAUGAACGAGGAAGUUACUUCAUUGACCGCGAUGGGCCCAUAUUCAGGCACAUUCUAAACUACCUGCGCAGCGACCGACUCUCGGUGCCAUACGGUUUCCGGGAAUUCGACCUUCUCAAGGUCGAGGCCGACUAUUACGGACUUCCGGCUCUCGUGCAAGAAAUCGAGGUCAUACUUGUGUCAUUCAAGCGGAAACGUCGACGCCGACCGAACUCGAACCGAAAGAAAACCAGUCAGAGCGUAAACGAGUUACACCGCGUACACGAGCGCGACGGCGACUUGUAUAUUUCUGACGAAGAUUCGGAUUGGUUUUACGAUUAAAGAGGUCUCCCUUUUGGGGGAACGUGUUUAUGUGUGAACAAAAUCCUAUUGAUAAUACCAACAUAAUGGUUACUCGAUACAAAGUAACUACACUAUUGAAGCGCUUUUUAGCUGAAGGAAGUUGUGUUAAUGUGCGAAGAACAGUCAAAUGUAAUGAUUACUCCAAACCAAGUAACUACCAUAUAGGCGAAAGUACUGCUGUAUGAUUUUUCUCACUGAUUCCUCGAUAAAGAAUUUUUCAUGCUCUAUUUGGAGUACUGGCGUAAUCGGAUUUCUGUUGAUUUGAAACGGUGCUUGGUGAAGUCUUUCCGCCAUGUACUUCCAGCAUUGAAAUGUAAUUACUUCAAUAAUAGGUGCAUUCUGGUGGAUAUAUAAAAAGGGCAGAUAUUGUUAUCUCGCCAUGUGAAUCAACACAGGAUUUUAUAAUAAAGAGUUUUGAUGUUCACAUGUGAACGUUUUGCAUACUGCUAUUAGUAUUCAUGUUUGUUUUGUCUCAAUCGGUCAGGGUAAACAACCGGAACAAAAAACUACAACAACAACAAAAGAAUCAUACAUAUGUAUGGAAGCAAUAUGUACAUGGUCAUCGUCAGCUUGCUUGCACGUUGCUUCGUGUAAAAGGAAGAGUGUGUAAAAUUGUAAAAUGGGCAAUCAAUGUUCAUAACAAAGUAACGCCUUCGGUAUUGCAACAGAUUUUCUUGUUCGACGUACAUUCAUGUACAUUGUGAUCACUGAUCAAUGGAAAAUGCAACCCAUGCGUAUGAGUGUUUGAUCAGUAAGGAUUAUAGAUACCCAUAGGACUACAGCAGACGGCAGGCAAUUUAUGUACACGAAAGUGAGUCACACAAAUGCAACAGCUGGAAAAUGUCCCUGUUGCGUUAUGCAGACGCUUUAAUUGGCUUGCAAUUAACUAAACAUCUUGCACACAUACAUAUGUGCCCUGCUCUGUGAAAAAGGGGUUUAAUGCAUGUGCGUACGGUGCCGUCCCAAAUUAGCCUUUGCAGUCUGCACAGGCUAAUCAGGGACGACACAUUCCGCUUUUAUGAUAUUUUCGUUUUAAGAAAGUCUCUUCUUAGCGAAAAUUAAGUUUAGGCGGAAAGUGUCGUCCCUGAUUAGCCUGUGCGGACUGCACAGGCUAAUCUGGAACGACACUUUACGCACAUGCAUUAAACCCCCUUUUCACAGAGCGGAGCUCAUAUCUUAUUAUUACUCAAGCAUGAUCAAUAAAGAACUAAACUCGUGUGAGGGUUUGCAAUGCCUGUUUAUUUCAGGUCACUACAAGGGCCGGUAUUCACGAAGUAAGGGAAAUCUUAACUUUAAGUUGUAGUUUAUAAAACUUCACAUCCAACUAACAAAUAAGUUUUUCUCUGCUUACAAAAGGCGAAAAAAAGUAAUAUUUACUUGCUUUUUACGUUUUAAUGUCAACAUACGUCAAUACACAUACUAGCAUAAGCCAUUCGGAAUUUUAUUAAUUUAAGAGAUUUUCUUAGGUCGUGACUAAUGAGCUCGUGAAUACGGGGGCUGUUUUGUAUUUAGUUUUAUUGACUGACGGAUUGUUUUUAUCGAGCACAAUGUGAUAUAUAUUGGUAAGAAUAUGGUUGUUCUGGCAAUUUCAUUUCGAGUUUGAACAACGUUAAACUGGUGACAUCCUGAUUCAGCAUCGACGUCACGAUUUGGUAUACGAUUAAACAAACGUAAAGUGUUUGUAUGUUUUGUGCAUUUAUAAAUCAAUGCUAUUGAUUGAUCAGUGUGCACAUUUGAUAACUUAU
Molecule: messenger RNA, 2325 nt
Organism: Dreissena polymorpha
Lineage: Eukaryota; Metazoa; Mollusca; Bivalvia; Myida; Dreissenidae
Product: BTB/POZ domain-containing protein KCTD6-like
Exons: 3
Coding region: 95-559 (154 amino acids)
Biological process (GO): protein homooligomerization
Molecular function (GO): protein binding
Source: RefSeq, a predicted model, not a curated record